UUGGCACCAGGUUCAGCCCAGCGGCUAUCUGCGUGAUAGCCCAGGCGUACUUCUGAAUGCGCCUCACGUUGUCUGCGGCCUCUCCGCCGGCCACUGACGAUUGGAUGUGGUGCGCUUCUGCCUUGACGGCAAGCAGUGUGCAUUGAAGGACCAACAACGGACAACAGGCUGUCUCAGAGUUCUUGUGUAAUGUAUAAAUAUGGGGGCAUCGACACUCCAUCCUCACGAACUGUCAACGCCAAGGUACGCUUGCCGCUCAUCAAUCAUCGGAGGUGUUGCUAUCCAUCAUAUCAUCGCUUUGCCACCAUCAUGGACGCGCGAGACAGACUCGAACGGGCUGCGGCUGAGGUGAUUGUCAUCAUGAAGGGCAUCCCUGAGCUUGCCGAUGCCAGCGUUGCUGUCAUCGGCGGAUUAGCCCUCUGGAAGUACAUCCGAAAUGGGAGAACCACACAGGAUGUCGAUUUCAUCAUCAACAUUGACUCUGCUCCUCAGAGUGUCAAGUCUAAACUGCUGGCGCUUCCCGACUCUCCUUUCGUCCAGCAGGCCCAGCUAUUUCUCUACAAGGAUAGCCAGGGACACUACAUUCAGAUCGACAUCACCCCGGCGUGGCAGUCGCCGUACCUCCCAGCCGCCGCGAAGAAGCUGAGAACCAUCCCGGCAGGCUCCGUUCCGUACAUCUCGCCCAUCGAUCUUCUCAUCUUCAAGAUGAACUCGUGCGGACUACGGGCUCAGGUGGCCAAACGCUCGGUCGACGCCAAUGAUGCCGAGAUGCUGAUUGCGGCAAUGGGCACGCCUCUGAACCUGACCGCUCAGCAGCAAGAGCUUGUUGAGCCCCGGAUUGCGGAUGUCGUGUCUUUCGGAUCGAAGACUGAGGAAUGGUGGAGGCAGAACCUGGGCCUGCCUGCCAAGGGGCCAUCCGCGGAUGACUACUGGACGUGGAGUGAGGAGUACCAGAACUGGUACCAUCUGAAUGAUGACGGGACUUACGAGUGGGCUUCUCAGGGGGACUCGUCCUCCGCUGGCCCGAGCCAGAAGCCGAAGAAGUCGUCCAAGAGCAGUGGCAAGGGCAAGCGUCGUUGAUCCGGCCCGUUGGGAGCUCGCGGUCGAUAUGUUGCGAAGAGUUGUACCAUGAGUCUGGAUUUUACAAAGGGAGUUAGAGACGCUUUAGGUGGUACAUGGGGGUUUCCCACCUUGCUUU
Molecule: messenger RNA, 1198 nt
Organism: Thermothielavioides terrestris NRRL 8126
Lineage: Eukaryota; Fungi; Ascomycota; Sordariomycetes; Sordariales; Chaetomiaceae
Exons: 3
Coding region: 310-1080 (256 amino acids)
Source: RefSeq, a predicted model, not a curated record